Molecule: messenger RNA, 3684 nt
Organism: Daphnia pulicaria
Lineage: Eukaryota; Metazoa; Arthropoda; Branchiopoda; Diplostraca; Daphniidae
Product: DNA-directed RNA polymerase III subunit RPC2-like
Exons: 19
Coding region: 217-3621 (1134 amino acids)
Biological process (GO): DNA-templated transcription
Cellular component (GO): RNA polymerase III complex
Molecular function (GO): ribonucleoside binding; DNA binding; DNA-directed RNA polymerase activity
Source: RefSeq, a predicted model, not a curated record
CUAGAAUUUAAUUCGCAUCAUCACAUGUCGUCAGCCUGUCUCGCCGUGCACUUGGUACUCUAGUACUUAGUACACAUUUUAGCAAAACACAUUUUUAUCAACGUAGAAUAGACACACCACGGCUCAACGUUUUAACAAAUAUUAUUUCGCCAUUUUACCAGUAAAAAUUCUGUUGAGGGGUUUUAUUAGAACUUAAUUGUUUUAUAUUUGGGGGAAAUGGGAGAAGCGAGCAGGGAUGUGUGUGCGGAUUUGGAAAAACUAUUGGAACCAAUAAAGGCUGUUGAGGAAAAAUGGAAGCUUGUUCCAGCAUUUCUCAAGACCAAAGGUCUUGUAAAACAGCACAUUGAUUCCUACAACUAUUUUAUAAAUGUAGAUAUUAAGAAGAUUGUGAAAGCCAAUGAAAAAGUUGUAAGUCAUGCUGACCAAACCUUCUACAUCAAAUAUUUGGAUAUUCAUGUGGGGAAGCCAGACUCGAUUGAAGAUAUGAACCAUUCUCGGCUGACCACACCACAUGAGUGCAGAUUGAGAGAUAUGACGUAUUCAGCACCAGUUACUGUGGAUAUUGAAUAUACCAGAGGGCAACAAAGGAUUGUUCGUAAUGGAAUUCCAAUUGGGAGGAUGCCCAUCAUGCUCAGGAGCUCAAAUUGCACACUAGCUGGUAUUUCACCCGCGGAGAUGGCGAAAAAGAAUGAAUGCCCAUAUGAUUGUGGAGGAUAUUUUAUUGUUCGCGGAAAUGAAAAAGUAAUUUUAAUUCAAGAGCAAAUGUCAAAAAAUCGCAUGAUCGUCGAGCAGGAUAGGAAAGGAAAUAUGUCUUGUCAAGUCACCAGCAGUACCCAUGGAACGAAGACGCGUACCAACGUCGUUGUUAACAAAGGGAAAUACUAUCUGAAACAAAAUAGUUUCCAAGAUGACAUACCGGUUGCUAUAGUGUUUAAAGCCAUGGGGAUUGUGUCUGAUCAAGAAAUAGUCCAAAUGAUCGGUACUGAUGAUCGUGUGAUGACGUCAUUCGCCCCUUCACUAGAAGAGUGCGUUCGAGCUUCCAUCUUCACUCAACAACAAGCUCUAGGACAUCUGGGUAACAAAUUGCGCCAGAAACGGUUUUUUGGAGGUCCGAAGAAAACAGCAACCGAAGAAGCCAGGGAGACCCUUGCUACGACUAUUUUAGCCCAUGUUCCAGUGGAAAACUUUAAUUUCAAAGCAAAGGCUAUGUAUCUCGCAUUAAUGAUUCGUCGAGUUAUUCAAGCUGAAAAUGACCCAACUUCUGUUGAUGAUCGUGAUUAUUACGGUAACAAGCGUUUGGAGUUAGCCGGUUCACUUCUCUCCCUACUGUUCGAGGAUUUGUUUAAGCGAAUGAAUUUUGAAUUGAAACAAAUUGCGGACAAAAACAUUCCGAAGAUUAAAGCAGCUCAGUUUGAUGUUAUCAAACACAUACGGACAGACCACAUAACAAAUGGAUUGGAAAAUGCCAUAGCCACUGGGAAUUGGACCAUCAAACGUUUUCGCAUGGAUCGGCAAGGUGUUACUCAAAUGCUCUGUCGAUUGUCGUAUAUUUCCGGACUUGGGAUGAUGACACGUGUAAAUUCUCAGUUCGAAAAGACGCGAAAGGUGUCGGGACCGCGUUCUUUACAACCUUCUCAAUGGGGUAUGCUUUGCCCGUCAGAUACUCCAGAAGGGGAGGGAUGUGGGCUCGUGAAAAAUCUCGCACUUAUGACCCAUAUCACAACUGAAGCCGAGGAAGAACCCAUCAGCCGGAUCGCUCAAAAUAUGGGUGUCGAAGAUAUUAACCUUUUCAGUGGCGAGGAAAUUAGUGACCCAAGCAUCUACACAGUUUUCCUUAAUGGUAAUAUUCUCGGGUUGGUCAAGGACUACCUGCGGUUGAUCCGGUAUUUCAAACUGGCUCGACGCCAUGGCUUCAUCAAUGCAUUCGUGUCGAUCUACCCGCAUUUCCAAACGCGUUCCGUUUAUAUAAGUUCCGAUGGCGGUCGUUUGUGCCGACCUUAUAUAAUCGUCCGAAAAGGGAAAGCAGCCCUAACCGAUAAACACAUGCAAGAAUUGGCAGAUAGCUUUCGAACCUUUGAAGACUUCAUUCACGAUGGAUUGAUUGAAUACUUGGACGUGAACGAGGAGAAUGACAGCAACAUUGCUGUAUACGAAUCCGACAUCAACGAAGAAACCACUCAUCUUGAAAUUGAACCGUUUACCUUGCUAGGCGUAUGCGCUGGAUUGAUCCCGUAUCCCCAUCACAACCAAAGUCCGCGUAACACUUAUCAAUGUGCCAUGGGAAAACAAGCAAUGGGAACUAUUGCCUGCAAUCAACGAAAUCGCAUUGAUACGCUUCUCUACAAUUUGGUGUACCCCCACAAGCCAAUGGUCAAAACUCGAACGAUUGAACUCAUUAACUUUGAGAAUCUCCCUGCUGGACAAAACGCUAUGGUUGCAGUGAUGAGCUACUCAGGUUUCGAUAUUGAGGACGCUACUGUUUUGAACAAAGCAUCAUUGGAUCGAGGUUAUGGACGCUGUUUGGUUUACAAAAAUGCUAAAUGCGCUUUGAAGCGGUACAACAAUCAGAGCUCUGAUCGUGUAAAUGGUCCAAUACUUGAUGCAGCAUCUAAAAAGCCCAUAUGGAAGCACGACAUUCUAGAUGCGGAUGGUUUCGCAGCAGUCGGUCAACCUGUUGAACCUAAGCAGGUUUUGAUCAACAAAGCUAUGCCUACAGCUCCCGUGGUCACUGUCGCUGCUGGAGCGCCUGCGGCUGUUCCUCUGCCCGAAUAUCGCGAUGUCCCUAUCACUUAUAAAGGGGCAAUUCCGUCAUACGUGGAAAAAGUCAUGUUUUCUUCCAAUGCAGAAGAAUCACACAUAAUAAAAAUCCAGUUACGACAGACUCGUCGUCCUGAGAUUGGCGACAAAUUCAGUAGUCGACAUGGACAGAAAGGAGUCACUGCACUUAUUGCUGAACAAGAAGAUCUACCAUUUACGGAGCUAGGAAUUUGCCCCGAUGUCAUUAUGAAUCCCCACGGAUUUCCAUCACGUAUGACGGUCGGAAAGCUGAUUGAACUGCUUGCGGGAAAGGCCGGAGUUUUGGAAGGCAAAUUCCACUACGGCACUGCGUUUGGAGGGUCUAAGGUGCAAGAUGUUAGUGAAGAAUUGAUUAAGCAUGGAUACAACUACCAAGGCAAAGAGUGUAUGACGUCUGGUACAACAGGGGAACAACUGUCUGCUUAUAUUUAUUUCGGGCCGGUAUACUAUCAAAAAUUGAAGCACAUGGUGAUGGAUAAGAUGCACGCACGAUCCCGUGGACCAAGAGCUGUACUCACACGGCAGCCGACAGAAGGUCGGGCCCGUGAAGGUGGUUUACGUCUUGGCGAGAUGGAACGAGAUUGCCUUAUCGCAUACGGAUCCAGCAUGUUGAUCUUGGAGCGAUUAAUGAUAUCUAGUGACGCCUUUGAUGUCGAUGUUUGCAACCAGUGCGGACUGAUGGGCUAUUUUGGUUGGUGCCAUUAUUGCAAGUCAAGCGUCUCCGUCUCUUCUAUCCGUAUUCCCUAUGCUUGUAAACUUUUAUUUCAGGAGCUUCAGGCAAUGAACAUAGUUCCACGACUCAAAUUGGAUAAGUACUUUGACUGAAGAUGUUGUGAUAUCUCAAAUUUGCUGAACAUUACAACUCAUCAACGAAAUUAGAUUUGAUUA